Messenger RNA from Dictyostelium discoideum AX4, 552 nucleotides. RefSeq lists its product as hypothetical. The transcript has a single exon. Bases 1 to 552 code for a protein of 183 amino acids. NCBI's taxonomy places the organism in Eukaryota, Evosea, Eumycetozoa, Dictyosteliales, Dictyosteliaceae. The record is from RefSeq and is a predicted model, not a curated record.
AUGAAAGCUUUAAUUAUUAUUGAUAUGGUAAAUGAUUUAGUAAGUGGUGUACUUGCAAAUGAAAAAUAUGCAAAUGAAAUUAUUCCAUCAAUUCAAAGAUUAAUUGAAAAUGCUAGAAAGAAUCCAACUGAAUGGUUAAUUGUUUAUUCAAAUGAUGCACAUAAAGAAGAUGAUAGAGAGAUGAAAGUUUGGGGUAAACAUGCAAUGGAAGGAACUGAAGGUGCUCAAGUUAUUGAUUCAUUGAAACCAAUGGAUACAGAUAAUGAAAUCAUUUCACCAAAGAGAUUUUAUGGUGCAUUCGAUUUAACAGGACUCGGUGAAAUCUUUGAAAAAAGAGGUGGUGUCACUGAAGUAGUUUUAGUUGGCCAACAUACUCAUUGUUGUGUUAGACACACUGCAUAUGGUGCCUUUAUGAGAGGUUAUGAAAUUAAAGUACCAUCAGAUGGUGUUUGUGUUUUUGAUGGAAUUGAUAAUCAAGCUGCUUUAGAUUAUUUAAAGAAUAUUUAUGGUGCUACCAUUACAACAACUGAUAAUAUUUUAAAUAAUUUAUAA